Molecule: messenger RNA, 262 nt
Organism: Racocetra persica
Lineage: Eukaryota; Fungi; Glomeromycota; Glomeromycetes; Diversisporales; Gigasporaceae
Source: the annotation of a GenBank genome assembly
UGGUAUCAGGUCUUCUAGCAAUCAUGAUGUUUCACAUGGUCUUAAUUUGGCUCGUGAAAUUCAUCGUGGUUUACGUCCAAGCAUACUGACACACGUACCAAAGUUAGUUGCUGAAUUGAUCGUUAAGUGUUGGAAUACUUGUCCAGGAAAAAUACCAAUUUCAAAAGAAAUAUGUGACAAUAUAAGCAUUUGGAAUAAUAAUAUUUUAAGCAAUGAAUCGAAUGAAUUCACUGCACAAAUAAAGAUGGUUGAUGAAACUUGA